AUGGCCGAACACCAGUCCAAAAGUGGCCAACAUGGUUACACGCAUGAAUUUGAGCAGAUCGAGAAUGUGCUUAUUGACAUCAAAGCCCGCAUUUAUGCCUUUGAAGUCAAGUCCAGAGCCAGCAUCCAAGACGACCGCAGUACCAUGCUCUCGGAGUUACAGCGCAGCGUCAAUUCAGUCGAGGGAACCAUUCACUACUUGAAUUCCAACUACAGCCAUCUCACAAGCUCGCUUGAGUCUGGAGCACUCACUCUCUCAGUCAGGACGACGACAUCCCAGGCCCUCGUGAGCAAGCACCUAAACGACAUGGACGUCGCUUUCACCAGUCUCCACACCGCCGCCAGCACCGGCCUCGAGCGCGUCGAACAUAUAAAGAAGACAUGUGACGAGUUGGAGGGAGAGCUGGCUGGCCUUCGAUCCAGACUUGCGUCUCUCAACAGUCGGAACGGGACGGCUUUAACCUCGGCCAGGCAAGCACUGGCGGCGAAGAAGACUGAAGCAGGAGAAGCUAGGACGGUACUCGACUCAACGCGAGCUGGGCUUCAGACUCUAGAAAGCAAGAUGGAACACAGAAAACUUGGCAGGAAUUUGCUACGAGGGGCCCGCAUCGCGACUUGGACUGCGAGUGUUGUGUUUCCUCCUGCGGUCGCGACCGCAGGUGGCUUGGAAUACAUUGCGCACAAGAUGCGCCACAGGCUCAAAGAGCUGCAGGAGGAAAUCGACAGCACCAACAUACGGCUCUCUACUCUAACCUUGGAGGUAUCGACCCUGGAGGGGCGCGUUGCAUCACUUGAACAGAUACUGGCCAACACUCGAUCCCUGGGAGCCCGCGUCGAUACUUUAGAAGCCGACUCGACCGGGGUCAAGACGCUUGUCGACGAGCAGCUUCGCGAAUAUCAGGCUCUCAAGGAGAGUACCGACGACUUCGCCGCUUGGACGCGCAGCGUUGCCGACGAGACGGCCUCGAUGCGGCUGAUUGGGUUGGACUCACGCACAGCACUACGCCGCACGACUGGGCAGGUUGUGGAAAGGCUCCUAGGGAGGGAGCACGGUGAUGUAAGGGCCAUUUGCGGAAAGCUUGAGCGGCUUGAGCUUGCGCCGUCAUGA
Clonostachys rhizophaga is the source of this 1107-nucleotide messenger RNA. Lineage: Eukaryota; Fungi; Ascomycota; Sordariomycetes; Hypocreales; Bionectriaceae. The record is from the annotation of a GenBank genome assembly.